AUGAUUGCUGGAUUAAUGUCAGCCCUUAAAAGUUCUAACUGCAUUGAUGAUGAAGGUAGAGAUUUGAAUAUAUUUUCUAAAAAUUUUGUCGUAGAUGAGAUCAAUCAUGGAAAAAUCCACGAAAUAGAUAAAGAUAAAGAUUACCAAAUUGACAGCGAUAGAGACGAUGAAACUGAUAUUGAUACGGACGAUGGGAAAAUGAUAGAAGCUUUCUUCGAAAAUGAGAACGAUGAUAGUGAAGGUCAGAUAAUAGAACUUUCAAUACCAAACUUAGAAAUUUGCGCGAUGCCUGUCAAGAAGAAAACUCUAUCCCUACAAGAACGAUUAGAAAUUUUGGAGAAAAUAAAGAAUCGAGAAAAUCUACCAGAUUUAGCGGAUAAAUACGGCGUACAUAUUUCAACCAUUUCUCGCUUAAAAACUAGUGAGCAACUAAUUCUAUACCGUGAAAGAGUAUUGAAAUCAUGUGAUGGCAAUUUAUGUAAAAAACGUUUCAAAAUAAAAGCAAAACAUUUUAACGAAUUAUUGAAUGGAUCGGAUAAUUUAAAAUUCAGUACUGGUUGGGUAGAUAAAUUUAAGAAACGCCACGGAAUCAGGUGUAUAAGCAUGCACGGUGAAAAGUUAUCAGCAGAUACAACUGCUGCUGAAGUUUUCAAAAAGAAUUUACAGAGUAUCACAAGUAUUUCUGGAUUACCUUUGGAUAAAAUAUACAACUGUGAUGAGACCGGCUUAUUUUUGAAGAUAAUGCCCAAGCGGACCCUAGCUAGCAAAAGCGAAAAAAGUGCAUCCAACAGAAAACUAGCUAAAACGCGUUCAACAAUCAUGAUGUGUUCAAAUGCUUCAGGCACCCAUAAACUACCGCUGUUUGUAAUCGGCAAGUCUAAAAGUCCUCGUUGUUUUAAAAAUAUAAAAGAAUUACCUGUAAUAUAUAAAGAUCAAGCAAAGGCAUGGAUGAAUCAGGAUUUAAUGCGGGAAUGGUUUAUCGAUCUAUUUUUACCACAAGUUAAAGAGACUCAUAAUAUUGAUACUAAUAAACGUACAAAUGAGGAAGUUGAUGAUAUGCUCAAAUCAUUUGAUUUACGACAGUGUAUAUCUUUCUGUGAAUCAGCCUGGAAUCAAUUGACAAGUAGGGGCAUCAGAAAUUGUUGGAAGAAGCUGAUACCACUAGAAAAUAAUGCUGUUUCAUCUGAUGUUGAAUGUAUUGAUCUCAAUAUCUUCCACAAUUUGAUUUCAAAUACUCCUGGUUUUGCCGGUGUAUCUCUGGAAGAUGUAAAUGAAUGGAUUGAUGCAGACAAUGAAGAAGUUGAAUGGGCUGUACUCAGUGAUAAAGAAAUUGUUAAAGAUGUAUUAAUUAACAAUUCUGAAAAUGUAGAUAGUGAUACUACUCAAGAAAGAGACCAUACAGAGAACUUUUCUGAUGAAGAUGACUCCCUAAAAAUAUCGAUUCAAGAUGCAUAUAAAGCAACAAAUAUUCUUUUAAAUUAUUAUCCAAAUGAUGAUAGCCAACUAUCACAACAUUUACUACCAGUAUUGCAAGUGUGCUAUGAAGAUUUGACACAGAAAAGUCUUUCUGUUCAACUAUAA
This is a messenger RNA of Chelonus insularis, 1581 nucleotides long. Its product is annotated as tigger transposable element-derived protein 4-like. Gene Ontology annotation, molecular function: DNA binding. The transcript is spliced from 4 exons. Bases 1 to 1581 code for a protein of 526 amino acids. Lineage: Eukaryota; Metazoa; Arthropoda; Insecta; Hymenoptera; Braconidae. The record is from RefSeq and is a predicted model, not a curated record. Gene Ontology annotation, cellular component: nucleus.